Molecule: messenger RNA, 3699 nt
Organism: Eublepharis macularius
Lineage: Eukaryota; Metazoa; Chordata; Lepidosauria; Squamata; Eublepharidae
Gene: IL7R
Product: interleukin 7 receptor
Exons: 8
Coding region: 1-1341 (446 amino acids)
Biological process (GO): cytokine-mediated signaling pathway; positive regulation of receptor signaling pathway via JAK-STAT; hemopoiesis
Cellular component (GO): external side of plasma membrane
Molecular function (GO): protein binding; cytokine receptor activity
Source: RefSeq, a predicted model, not a curated record
AUGACGGAUGAAAUUUGUGCUGAUUGUGAAACAGACACCACCUUUGAGUGUUUCAGUCGAUUUGCAGACUAUCUAUGGGGUGACGUUAAAAUAAUCUGCCACGUCUCAACAGUGGAGCUGUACCUGAAUGAGACUCCUAUUCAUUUUGCUGUACGUUAUGGGGACGACUUCAGAGUAUGUUCAGUGGAAAGCCAGCUGGAACACGAAUGUUCUGUCCGGAACACUGCCAUCUAUGGUUCUGUUGAAGUCUGCCUGGUGUUGACAGAACAGCAAUAUAAAUGCUGUCAGAACCUGAAACUCACGGAGAUCAUUAAGCCUGAAGCACCAUUUGGCUUAAACGUUAUAUACCAAGAAAAGGAGGACGCUUAUCUGGUUCAAUUCUCCAUUCCACUCUCAUCACAAACUUACCUAAAAGAUUGCUUACUGUAUGAAAUAGCCUACAGACCUGACAACAACAACUGGACCAUGAAUAACAAUACCAAAGAAUUUCAACGUGUACCAGUAACACUUCUGAGAAAGGAAUUUCAGCCAAGCACAAAGUAUGAACUACGUGUCCGGUCCAAGCCCAGUCGAGACUAUUUCAAAGGCUCGUGGAGUGAGUGGAGCCAUUCUGUCUACCUCCAGACGGCACAGAGAAGCCCAGAAGAAACAGAUGAUCAAUUAAUCUUGAUGACAGCAUCCAUUGUGGGCUUUUUUGUACUAAUGAUCCUAAUUUUUCUGAUCUUGGUAUUUUGGAAAAACAGGAUCAAGCCCGUGGUGUGGCCAGCUAUCCCGAAUCACGAGAAAACUUUGGAUAAACUCUGCAACACACUGAGAAAGAAUUCCGAGAUCAGUUUCUUCAAUCCGGAGAGUUUAGGAUAUGCUCACAUCCACAAAGUGGACGGCAUUCAAGCCAAAUCAGAAACAGAGCAUCUUCAGCAGUUGCUGCUUCCUUGGGCUGUGGAUGUUUCAGAGAUGGUUGGGAGCGGAUCAGAACUAAAGAACAACUUGAGCCACAUCAAUCACGGCUGGCUGAAGCUCUCUCUGGCAUAUGAAGGAAUGUGGCCGGCUGAGAGGCUGAAUAGGCAUUUGGGAAGAAGUAGCCAUAUCAAUAGCGAUGAAUUCACCCAUGCUAACCUGUACAACAAGAGUGGCACUGGUGGUCAGCGUGGUUGCAGUGAUGCUCUCAAUGCCCAUUCAAGUGCCCUGCUGGACCCCAACAUCCCGCCUGGAUUAGAUUCCUGCCAGGCAGAUCUCUCUCACCAAGCUUAUGCCAACAGUGAAGUUAGGGUAUCAAAUAAAGAGGAAGCUUAUGUCUCUAUGGCCAGCUUUUUCGAAAGCAAGGGAAACUUGGGAAAUUAGAUGCUGGUAGCAUUUCAAGGCAUUUCAGAGAAGGUGAUGAUUACACGAUCCUUUCUUUUUGCCCUGCUCUGGCUCUGACGGGUGCUGCUCUGCUUUUAACAGACGGGGCAGGGUCUGCUUCUUCCAUUGUCAAGUGAUUCCACACUGGCUGCUUAAGGGAGGGGGUAAAAAUGUUUCUAAAUAAAUUGUAGCAACACCGCAAAAAUCCGCACCUCUUUGAAAAGCCAGCAUAGAGGUGAGUCUGUUGGGCUUUGCUCUCAGAACCAGGCCUGAAUCUCUGCUCUGUCAUGGAAACUUGGCCUGGUGUCCUUGGGCCCAUCCCACUCUCUCAGCAUAAUCUACCUCACAGGGGUGUUGUCAUGAAAAAAUGGAGGAAAAGAGAAUAAUAUGAUAAGCCCCUUUGUGUUCCCACUGGCGAGAAAAUUGGAGUAUAAAUAAUAAAUAACAGUAAAAUCACUGUCAUUAUGGGCCAGUCGGGGCUCACUGAAAUUGAGGACUCCUCAGAAGGAGGAGCCUCGUGUAGCAGCCCUGACUCCUCAGGAGAAGAGGAACUCCGUGUAGCCAGCCCUGACUCAGCAGAAGCCGGCAAUCAGGAAGAACAGCUGCUGGCAGAUCAGAGUCCACAGCCAGCAGCUGAGCCAGCCGCAGCCCCGCCAACACCUUCCAGGUCCAACACCACCGGUGAAGCCCAGCCACCAGUUGCGCAAAGUCCUCAGUCAGCAGCUGAGUCAGAGGCACCAGUGCCCUCCUGCUCCAACACCACUGGUGAAGCACAGCCAGGGAUGCCCAAACCUCCAGCCUUACCCAGAGAGCGCCGCAGAUGAAAGCAGCACGUGGAGCUGCAGGAGAGGCGGCAAAGUGCACGUCUCCUGGCCAGACACCAGCGGCUUGUUGAGAGUGAUGAGGAAGUAAGCACAGGAUAGCUCCCAAGCAGCUGGCUGCAAGCUCAGCCUGUCUAUAAAACCCAGCCACAGAAGACCAGGAGGCAUGGAAGCAACAUGUCGGAAUCCUGCGCUGACUGUGGCCGCUCUGCUGAAUCUGGCCUUGCCGUGUGACCCCUGGACUGCCCCUUGACCUCGUUUCUGGAGAGCCCUUACUCUGACUGGUAACUGACCUGUGGACCUCCUGACUUGGCUUUCAGAUUCUGGACUUUGGACUUUGUACUCACUCCUGGCUUUGAACUGGUGCUCUGACCUCAGACUGGACUUGGACAACUCUGCUUGGGCUGUCCUAGCCCAUGAUAAUCACUGUCUGCUCUUGGGCUUGUUAAAAGGAUCAGACUCAUAAAUCAUAGAAUUCUAGAGUUGGAAGGGACCUCAGGGUCAUCUAGUCCAACCCCCUGCACAGUGCAGGAAAUCCACAACUACCUCCCUCCCCCCAACAGUGACCCCCUGCUCCAUGCCCAGAAGAUGGCAAAACACCGUCAGGUUCCCUAGCCGAACUGGCCUGGGGAAAACUGCUACCUGACUCCAAGGAUGCGAUUGGCCUUACCUGGGCAUGUAAGAAGGGGCCACGAGAACUAAGCACUGAUGUAACCCUUCCUGCCCUCACCCUCAUGAAUUGCCUAGGUUCUCAGAAUCAGCAUUGCUGUCAGAUGGCCAUCUAGCCUCUGCUUUAAAACCUUCAAAGAAGGAGAGAGAUCACGUGGGAUCUGGAAAGUUUAGCACUGGCCAUCCCACCUAGAUGCUGCUUCCUUGGGCUUUGAUUUGGUGUAAGGACAAAUCCUCUGCUGCUGUUAAAAUGUACACACAAAGAAUAGUUUUCCUCUCCUUUUCAUCCUCUGCAACAAAAAUGCAUUGGAAAACCAGGGACAGAAGUUACCUAUUUGCUUGUAGCGUUUAUAAUUAAGAUUUUGCUGCUGAGUGCAGGAAUAGAUCUUUGGGCUUAUAAAAUAAUUGCUGCAUGCCAUCAACUGCCCCCAAACAUUUACAUCUAUUUCAUUUUACCUUAUGAGAAUAUACUAUGUACACAGACUACAUAGCUGAUUUAGAUUUUCUGGCAGGAGUGUGUGCACACAGGUACUUUCACAGUGCAUUUGUACCAUGUAGACAUCUCAGCAAUAGAGGUGGGCACAAACCAGGAAAAAAAUGAACUGUGUGGUUCGUGGUUCAUCCCAUUUCACAAACCACAAACCAUGAACUUUCACGAACAUGCCCCCGUUUGCAAACUGAUUCAUGGGGAUUAAAUACCCCUUUCCAUGCUGCUGCGAAGUGGCACGGAAAGGGGCAUUUCACACACACCCCACCAGAUUGGAUCAGCUGCUUGGCAGGGAGAUCCCGGACAAGCAGCUGAUCCUGGGGUUUAAAUGCCAUUUUCUGUGCUGCUUCACAGCGGCAGGGAAAAGGGCAUUUCACCCCC